UUCUGAUAGAGCUGCCUUUACAGCUGUAAUUGCUCCUAUAACAACGAGUUUUAUGGGAUGAUUCUGUUAUCUUGUAUUAUUCAGUGCAAAGAGCAGCGAGUCAGAGUUCAUUUGGUUAAUCAGUAUCUUUACAAUGCAGUUGUUAAAAAGCCCAGCACUUUUUUUAAUCGCAGGCAAAAAGAGUCAUCAUGAAGCUGUGCCUUUCUGCUUUAGUCCUGCUGCUACUUUGUGCUGCAAAAAUCUCAAAUGGAGGAAGGAUUUUGGUGUGGUACACUGAGGCCAGCCAUUGGAUCAACAUGAAGCCUGUCCUGGAGACCCUGGUGGACAGAGGACACCAGGUGACCGUCCUGGUUCCGAGCGCAUCGAUGUUCAUGAACAGCAGCGAACCUUCCCGCUUCCAGUACGAACCUUUUGACGUGGCCAUCACAGUGAAAGACCUAGAAAAGAGCCUUGAAGCUGUUCUUCACUUCUCCAUGCAUGAGAUAAAUGUCAUAAAUCCCGUUAUGAUUCCCUUUAGAUUUUUUGCUUUAAUGAAAGACAACAUGGAUAUUUCUUUCAAGCUCUUGGACGGCGUGGUGAAAUCACAAACCAUGAUGAAGAAGCUAAAGGAGGGAAACUAUGACCUGCUUUUUGCUGAUCCAAUCUACCCCGGCAGUGACCUGACUGCACAUAUUUUAGGCAUCCCUCUGGUCUUUUCUUUGCGUUUCUCCAUAGCUCAUAAUGUUGAGAGACACUGUGCUCAGCUGCCUGCCCCUCCUUCCUAUGUCCCUGCGGCUAUGUCCUCACUCACAGACAAGAUGGACUUCUCUCAGAGACUGGGGAACGUCCUCUUCUACGCUCUGCAGGAUUUCAUGUUGGAACAGUUCAUGUGGAAAGAGUUUGACAAAUAUUACUCAGAAGUUAGAGGAACACCCACCAGCGCCUGUAAGAUGAUGGGUAAUGCUGAUUUCUGGUUGCUACGAACCUACUGGGAUUUUGAUUUUCCUCGUCCUUCACUCCCAAACAUUAAAUUCGUUGGAGGGAUCCACUGCAAACCAGCUAAACCUUUGCCAAAGGAAAUGGAAGAAUUUGUCCAAAGCUCUGGAGAUGCUGGAAUCGUGGUCUUCUCUUUAGGAACUGUGGUCAAGAACCUGACCACAGAUAAAGCAAACAUGAUCGCCUCAGCUUUAGCUCAGAUUCCGCAAAAGGUGUUAUGGCGAUACAGCGGAGAGAAACCCCAAACGCUUGGCCCUAACACCAGAUUAUAUGACUGGAUCCCACAAAAUGACCUGCUAGGUCAUCCUAAAACUAGAGCUUUUGUCACUCAUGGUGGAACAAACGGGAUCUAUGAGGCCAUCUACCACGGCGUUCCCAUGGUGGGGAUCCCCAUUUUUGGUGACCAGCCGGAAAACAUGGUGCACGUGGAGACCAAAGGAGCAGCAGUUACUGUGAACCUCAACUCUUUAAAUGCUGACGAACUGAGGGAUGCUGUGAAUACAGUCAUUAAUAACAAAUCCUACAAAGAGAAUGUAAUGCAACUGUCCAGAAUAAAUCACGACAGACCCAUGAGUCCUCGGGAUGAGGCGGUUUUCUGGAUCGAAUUCACCAUGAGAAACAAAGGAGCCAAGCAUCUGAGGGUUCAGUCACAUGACCUCACCUGGUACCAGUACCACAGCCUGGACAUCAUAACCUUUUUCAUCAUUUUAGACUUGCUCCUCCUCAUCAUUCUCUUAAAAACCUGCAGCUUCUGUUUCAAGAGAUGUUGUGGCAGAAAAACUACAAAAAGAAAAGCUGAAUAAAAGAUUGACUGCAGGCUGGGUAACAUACUUUCUUUAUUUUCUGGCAUUAAGCACACUGCAGUUUUAAAAGUUUGCACACAUUUUAACUACAGUAAUUAAACAAUAAAGCAGACACAAAUAUAAUAACCAUUGCCGUUUAUUUUUGGUACCUUUUUUGUGUUAGGCUUUAAUAAUUAUUUUAAUUCUGAUAAACUGGAUAAAUAAAACAAUGAAGUAUGAUACUACCUC
Cyprinodon tularosa is the source of this 2006-nucleotide messenger RNA. RefSeq names its product UDP-glucuronosyltransferase 2A2-like. The transcript is spliced from 6 exons. The record is from RefSeq and is a predicted model, not a curated record. Lineage: Eukaryota; Metazoa; Chordata; Actinopteri; Cyprinodontiformes; Cyprinodontidae. Gene Ontology annotation, molecular function: UDP-glycosyltransferase activity. The coding region runs from base 189 to 1778 and encodes 529 amino acids.